AUGGCUUUGUUCAAUGUUUUACACACCUUUGUCUUGUUUUCUUUUGUACAAUCAAUUCCAAUGCCUCCAUCUAUUAUAACCGAACCCGAUCCUGAAGUUAUAUUCGAUCCGCGUGUGAAUAUCGAACUUCCAUGUUUAGCAAAAGGUAGUCCAGCACCGAUUUACACUUGGGCGAAAGAUGGCCGUUUCUAUGAGCCAAGUGCACAAAAUAAUCGAGUCGCUAUGGGUAGUGAUUCCGGCACGUUGAUAUUUACACAAGCACAAACUAUUGAUCAAGGAUGGUACCAAUGCAAUGCUACAAAUAUGUGGGGUACGGCUGUGACGCGCAAAGUUCGUGUACGUCUUGCUGAACUUGGUGCUUUUCCUAUUUAUGAUAAAGCACAAGUAAUCCAAGUGCGACGUGGUGAUUCAUUAAAGCUUCCAUGCAAGCCGCCAACAGGUGUGCCUGAUCCGGAAACGUAUUGGACUGAUAAUACGAAUACGGGCGAUCAAUUCGGUUUUCUUGUAUCAAAUCCUCGAAUCCAACAGGAUUAUUAUGGUAAUCUGUAUUUUCUAAAUGUCAAAGAUGAAGAUGAACAAAAACAAUUCAUUUGUAAUGUUUUUUCUCGAAAAUUAAAUGUUAUCCGUCGUGGUUCUCUAACGCAACUGCAAGUGAUCAAAACCGAUCCGAACAAUCGUCGUCCAGUGAAAUUAUGGUCGUCCGAAGCGAAUAAAGUUUUUCUCAAAGGUUACAAACUCACGUUGAAAUGUAUUUUUGGCGGCUUGCCAACGCCUGGUGUUAUCUGGAGAAAGAUCAAUGGUACAAUACCUGAACGACGUUCAACAGUAACUAUGGAGAAACAAGAAUUAGUUAUUACUGAUCUCCAAUUCGAAGAUGCUGGUUUAUAUGAAUGUCGUGGUCACAAUGAAUUGGGCAAUGAUUUAUUCAGUAUCAACGUUCGAGUUGAAGCAGCCCCAUAUUGGAUAGAGAAACCACGAGAUUUGCAUGUUACUGAAGGUGAAACUGUAAAUUUUGUCUGUGAUGCUCAAUCUAAGCCACCACCGAACAAUAUCCAAUGGUUUGUCAAUGGUGUACCAUUGCAAGAUCCGAGUGUGCGACGAAAUCCUCGUCGACGUGUUGUGAAAAAUCAUAUGACCAUUCAAAAUGUAACUAAACUAGACACAGCAGUGUAUCAGUGCAACGUAACCAAUAUUCACAAUUAUGUUUUUGCUAAUUUCUUUCUCAAUGUUAUAUCGGAAAAGCCUGAGAUUCAACGUGGACCAGAUCCAUUACUCCGUGCGGUUGAAGGUCAAAGUGUACUGCUUCCAUGUGAAACAUUCGGUGCUCCAAUGCCGAAAGUUUAUUGGAGUAAGCGCGAUCAAGUAAUAACUGGUGGAAGAUACUCUAUAUUAGAGGAUGGAAGUUUAAUGAUACGUGAAGCGUCGGCAUCGGAUAGUGGAGUAUAUGUCUGUAAUGCGACAAACAAAUUUGGAUCUGAUGUGCGUAGUGGAACGCUGAAUAUCAAGCGAAAAACCCGUAUACAAACGCAUACAGGAAAUCAAGAAGUACGACGCGGUUACUAUGCAAUAUUUCGUUGUACAGCAGUAGCUGAUACAUCCUUAACGUACGAUAUUGAUUGGUAUAAAGAUGGACGUUUGCUCGCAUAUACAGGUCGUUUUAUCAAAGAUGUUGCUGAUCAGAAUACAUUGAAGAUUGUUGAUGUACAGUUUGACGAUGGUGGUUCGUAUGUAUGUCGGGCAAGUACCGAACUUGAUUUUGACGAUGCCAGUGCAACACUAGUGGUACAAGAUCGACCGAAUCGUCCGCGAAUUACGAAAGUGAAUUGCAGUGGUUCAAUUCAGAAUUCAUUCGGACAACCAUUUGCUAUCGUUCAAUGGGAAGCAACGGGUGAUAACAAUGCUCGAGUGUUGUACUAUGAAUUGCAAUAUAAUACCUCAUUUCAACAGAAUGAUUGGGUAUCAGUACCUGUUGAGCAACGUCGAGAAUCUUAUAACGAAAUCAAAUCACAAGAUGGUUCAAUUAAAUUAGAACCAAAAACAACGAUCUUUCGAACAACUCGUCUUCCAUCAAAUCAAUAUGAUUUACGUGUGACACUUUCAUGCUGGGCUAAUUAUACUUUUCGUGUUAUUGCUUAUAAUCGUGUUGGUGCUAGUGAUCCAAGUGCAAUAUCAGAAUCGAUGUGUUCAACAGCAACAUGCCGACCUCGAUCAAACCCUGUUGGUGUUCGAGCUUAUACAACACAAUUUGUACCAUUAUUGAUCGAAUGGGACAGUAUGCCACCGAUAAAAUGGAAUGCACCGAAGUUUUGGUAUGAAGUUGGGUGGCGUCCAUUUGUACCAGGUCCAAAUCCUGAGCCAUUCAUGACCCAACGUGUGUAUCCACCUCAACACCAAUUUGCAAUACCAAACCCAGCUCUUAAUCUACGUUAUCAAUAUUAUGUAAAAGCGGUUAAUCAACAGCCCGGCGAAAUUAACGGUGCUGAUGCCAAUGAACCUCCAUUGUAUUUCAUUGCCUUCUCGGGUGAUUCGGCACCUACGUAUGUUCCACGUAAUUUUCGUCUUAUGCAAACACUUGAUGGUACUACAGUACAAUUUGCAUGGGACCCUCCUUUGGCUGUGGAUGAAAUUAAUAUUCGAGGCUUUCUAAAAGCUUAUCAGAUUGAAAUGUUUCGCAUCGCUGAUCCGGAAAACUCUCUUCGUGUAAUAUCGGAUAUUUCACCGAAUCAAACAUGGGCAACCAUUUUCAACGCUCCGCCCAAUGGAGAAAUUGGUGCACGAAUUCGCAUUGAAACUGAACGAUAUCUAGGACCAACCAGUCAGGUGAUUCAAUUCGUAACACAAGAAGGACGUCCAGGUCCUAUAACGAAUCUUCGCGGUAUACCAUUUGGUGGUAAUGGUAUUUAUCUCUUUUGGGAACCGCCUGAUGAACCAAAUGGUUUUAUUAUCGGCUACCAAAUUGAUUACAAGACGAUUGAGAGUAUUAUGGCUCAACCAGGUCUCGAUCAACCAUCUGUGUCAUUGUACGAUCCGUUACAACGCGAGCACCUUAUUGGCGGCUUAAAACCGAAUACAAAAUAUCGUGUUCAAGUACGCGCACGUACGAUCGCCGGUCUAUCUACGAGUCCUGCUAUGAUUGAAUUGACAACAAACGUUAGUCUAAUACCGUCCAAACCGACAUUUUUCGUGUCAUAUCGAGGACCAACGUUUUUCAAUGUUUCAUUCGAUCCAACAAGAAUGCAAAUACCUGGCAGUCGUUACUACGUACAAUACAAAGAGGAUGAAAAAGAUGGUCAAGCGAUAUACAAACGAACCUAUUCUGUUUCGAAUGAUCGUACAAUCAUGGUUAGUCCUCUCGAGCCAGGUAAAACAUAUUUAACAUACCUUGUCGCUGGCGAUGGCAUUCGGGCUGAAACAAGAAGUGAUUCUCAAAAAGUAACUACACUUGGCAAAGAUCGCGGUCCACGGGUUCAUGAUGCACCUUGGUUUAUUGGUCUUCUUAUAUCUUUGAUUAUCUUGUUCAUUGUCUUUAUUGUUGUUUGUGGUAUUAUGCGACGUAAAGGCGGAGAGUAUACACCUUCUAUUUCUGAUCGAAAAACAAUGGACAAAGAUCCGUAUCGUACUGAUGAUGAUGGCAAAUAUCCUGAUUAUAACCCAGCAUCAAGUGAUGUUUCAAUGAAACAAAGUCGAUCCUCCUUACACGAUUCAAUGGCAGAAUUCGACGAUGAUAAACGUCGUACUUACUUAGUGAAAUAUGGCGAAGGUGAUAUUGUCGAUGAAGAUGAACCGAAUUUUUCAACUGCUGUAUAG
Messenger RNA from Adineta ricciae, 3807 nucleotides. Lineage: Eukaryota; Metazoa; Rotifera; Eurotatoria; Adinetida; Adinetidae. The record is from the annotation of a GenBank genome assembly.